AUGGCGGGAACUACAGCAGACGCGUCUUCGACCGCGUUCCCACCCGCCCUCACUGCGGCCAAGGUCUGCUACACCAAACCUAUCUACGAAAGCAGUAAUCCGGGUCUGGAUUUUCUGUGGGAUGAAGAACGGGCACGCAGGGGAACCAUAGAGGAGCUAAGUGCUGAAAGUGUCCUCACACCGGUGGCUGCAGCUUCUUUGCCCAAAAUGCCAACUCCUGAGGAUCUCCUGCCUCUGUCAGUUCUUAUCCUCUUCUUUCCGCUCGUCCUUCUCUCCUCUUCAUUCCUUUUCUCAAACUCAUCCUCCCCUUUCUACUCGCCCUCCUCUCUUCCAGCUCUUAUACUCUCUCUGUCCUCCUCCUCCUCCUCCUCCUCCUCCUCCUCAUCUUCCUCCUUCCUCCGUCCGGCGUCGCUUGCCUUCGGCCUCACUCGCAAUAUGCUAGGGAAUGUUUAA
Messenger RNA from Dibothriocephalus latus, 453 nucleotides. Lineage: Eukaryota; Metazoa; Platyhelminthes; Cestoda; Diphyllobothriidea; Diphyllobothriidae. The record is from the annotation of a GenBank genome assembly.